Molecule: messenger RNA, 864 nt
Organism: Zingiber officinale
Lineage: Eukaryota; Viridiplantae; Streptophyta; Magnoliopsida; Zingiberales; Zingiberaceae
Product: homeobox-leucine zipper protein HOX12-like
Exons: 3
Coding region: 79-735 (218 amino acids)
Biological process (GO): positive regulation of DNA-templated transcription
Cellular component (GO): nucleus
Molecular function (GO): sequence-specific DNA binding; DNA-binding transcription factor activity, RNA polymerase II-specific
Source: RefSeq, a predicted model, not a curated record
GGUCUUGGUGUUCAACUACCACCUAUAAAUAAGCCUGUCGAGUUCGACACAGUAGCAUUUAGCAAACUACAGAAGAAGAUGAGUGAAGCGAGCAUGACCACUGUGGAAGAACAAGUGCUCUUCUCCUCCUCAGUCGGUUACCAGUUGCCUCUUCGAGCGACAGUAAGCGAGAGGACCCGGUUUCGCCGGAGGAGGAGGAAGGCGAACGAAGGUGACGGUGACGGCAGCGGAAAUAAGAGGAGGCUGAGCGAGGAACAGGUGGAGUUCUUGGAGAGGAGUUUCGCGGAGGAGAGGAGAUUAGAGACGGGGAGGAAGGACCGGCUGGCCGCCAAGGUCGGGCUGGACUCCAAGCAGGUGGCGGUGUGGUUCCAGAACCGGCGGGCGCGGCACAAGAGCAAGCAGAUGGUGGAGGACUACGCCAAAUUGAAGGCCGCCCACGACGCCGCCGUCGUCGAGAAAUACCACCUGGAAAACGAGGUGCUGAAACUGAAACAGAGGCUUGCGGAAGCAGAGGAGCAGAUAAGGAAGCACUCCCCGGGCGUGAAUGCAGCUCCCGACGACGCAGGCGUCGGUGAUGGCAGCCCGAGCUCAUGUUUCUCGAGCGUCCUCCCAUUUGCUGGGGAGUUCGGGGUGGAAGGAGGAGCCGAGCUCACGUACAUGCAUGACUUCGACUUCAACAGCUACAUGACCGUAAUGGAGUGGGCAGUUUGCAAUGAUCACUCGAUGGAAUUGUAAUUAAUUAGUGUUUUAUAUGACAAUAAUGGAAGCAGAUCGACUCUGUCUCUUGCAACGCGAGUGAAUCGGCAAAAGGCAGGCGGCCGCUGGAGGUAGGAGGCAGGUCGCCGCCGCCGCCGCCGCCGAGUC